AUGAGCCUUCCUUGUAUCUUCAAUCCCCCUACUGAAGAUGAACACUAUCUUCUCAGCUACGAUGAAAGACGUGCUUUAGCAAAGCUGCAUUUCGGCAUCAAGCGUGCCGCCGGACACUUUGGCAAGAUGGCUUACAUUGUUGGAAAGAAAGGCACAGAAAUCCUUAACCAAUUGGUUCAUGCUGUUCUCAAUAGCAAUCCCCAUCACAAUGCAGUUCUCUUUCAAUCGCUUAACCAGUGCUGGUCAGCAGAGGAAGAUAAUGAUAUUUUAAAAUCAACAAAACCAUGGGGCUACUGGUGGGACCCUGGACAUAAAGCCCAUAUAAUUAAAGGUGGUCCAUCUGAGUCUGCAGCACAAGCUCAUUCCGCCGCUCCGGCGGCAGCCCAGCACUCCGAAAGGCCUACGGCGGGAGUGUUUCACCCCAAUCAACCCUCAGCGGAUGCUUCUUACACCAUUUUGUCGAUUUCUUCAGCUUUAAAGCAUCAAAAGAGCUCCGGAAGUUCCAAAAAAAUAGCUCCACAAGCUCCAGCAUCAAAGGCAAAGGAUAGUUUUCCUUCAGGACCUCAGGACUCCAAACAACCUUUUGGAAGCCACUCCGCUGCCCCGCCAGUUGCCAAUACUUGGGAUCAUAUGUCUCCCAUUGCCAUCUCGGACCAUAGGCCUCCAUACUGUCCCAAAUGUGGGCAGCCAAUUUUUACAUGUGUUAUGAGAUCUUUGGCCAAUCUUCGUCUUAACCUUGCAGAUAUGAGGAAAACUGCUGAUGAAGCUGUAGCCCACUUUUCCGACCUGGUGGGCAGAUAUUUAAUCAUAGAAAACAUAGCUUACGAGUAUGGGAGGCCUCCCUUUGAGCAUAACUUUCUAUUCCCUGACGAAUACAAGCUUCAGCAUCCAGUUCACCCAAAACCUGAUGGCUGGAAUGUUUGUCUAUCUGAAAUGCAAUACAAUGCUCUUUCUCAAAUGAAUGAUGCCUCAUUCUGUAUUAAUGGCAUCUUUUAUUCAUUUGUCGCCUUGAAAGAGCUUUCUUUUCACCCCCCUUGGUUGUAUUCUACACCAUUAUCCAGGGUUGUCAACGUUCAAACGGCUCCGGAGACUGCUGCCAAAACAUUGGAUCCAAACGUCAUCCCGGUCAAACCUUUUGCCGUUUUGGCUUCUAGUUCUUCCGCAAACGAGGUAUUUGUUCUGGAUCCACGAGCAUCCUUGAACAAUUAUAGAGAAAAUAAUGACGACUGUGCGUCUUCCUCUUCUUCUGGCACAUCUGUUCCUGCAGAUUAUUUAGAACAAUUGGCAGAACAAAUUGAAGAUGAAGAAGAUUUUGAAGAGUUUUCAGACGUGAUAGAAGACUCAGAAGUUUCCAAUGAUGAAACACAAUCUCAUAACGACUGGAGCUAUGAAGAUGAAGAUCAAGACGGUGGUUACAAUUUAAAUAACAAUUUCAAUACUUUGCAUUGA
Messenger RNA from Psilocybe cubensis, 1449 nucleotides. RefSeq lists its product as uncharacterized. The coding region runs from base 1 to 1449 and encodes 482 amino acids. The transcript is spliced from 4 exons. The record is from RefSeq and is a predicted model, not a curated record. Lineage: Eukaryota; Fungi; Basidiomycota; Agaricomycetes; Agaricales; Agrocybaceae.